AUGGUAGACAAGCUGAAGGCUGCAGAGAUGACGUUUAAGGAGCUGCAGCUGCGCAUGGCUGAUCCUGAAGUGGCGGCCAGCAACGACGAGUUCCAGAAGGUCGCAAAGGCGGCCGCCGAGCUGGAGGGCACUGUCAACGCGUACCGCGCCCACCAGGAAGCUGAGCGGCAGCUGGGCGAGGCGCAGCGCUACCUGAAGGAGGAGGCGGCCUCAGACCCUGACAUGGCCGAGUUUGCGCGCGAGGAGAUCUCGGAGCUGCAGGGGCAGAUCAGGGAUCUCGAGAAGCAGCUGAGCCUGCUGCUGCUGCCGCGGGACCCCCUGGAUGACAAGGAUAUCAUGCUGGAGAUCAGGGCCGGCGCAGGCGGCGAUGAGGCGGGUAUCUGGGCGGGUGAUCUGACGCGGAUGUACCAGCGAUACGCGCAGUCGCAGGGGUGGAAGGCGUCGAUGAUCAGCAGCACUGUGGCGGAGGCCGGCGGCUACAAGGAGGUCAUCCUGCAGGCACGCAUAAGUUUUGGCCUGGGGGUCAAGGGGGACAGCGUGUUCAGCAAGCUCAAGUGGGAGGCCGGGGUGCACCGCGUGCAGCGCGUGCCGGCGACAGAGGCGGCGGGCCGCGUGCACACCAGCACGGCCACGGUGGCGAUCAUGCCCGAGGUUGACGAUGUGGAUGUGACCCUGGACAUGCGGGACGUGGAAAUCAAAUUUGCGCGCGCGUCCGGCGCGGGCGGCCAGAACGUGAAUAAGGUGGAGACCGCGGUCGACCUCGUCCACAAGCCGACCGGCCUGAGGAUCUUCUGCCAGGAGGAGCGCACCCAGGCGGCCAACAAGGAGCGCGCGUUCCAGAUCCUGAGGGCGCGCCUGUUCGAGGCCGAGCUGCAGCGGCAGCAGGAGGAGAUCCGGGCCAAGCGCAUGAGCCAGGUCGGCACGGGUGACCGCAGCGAGAAGAUCAAAACAUACAACUACAAGGACGGCCGCUGCAGCGACCACCGCCUCAAAAUGAACUUUGAGCUCAACAAGACCCUUGAUGGCGAGAUCGAGGACCACAUCCAGGCCAUGAUCAGCCUGGACCAGCAGGAGCGCAUGAAGGAGCUGGCAAACGAGAUGGCCAUGGCCUGA
Messenger RNA from Monoraphidium neglectum, 1113 nucleotides. RefSeq names its product Peptide chain release factor 1. The coding region runs from base 1 to 1113 and encodes 370 amino acids. The record is from RefSeq and is a predicted model, not a curated record. Gene Ontology annotation, molecular function: translation release factor activity, codon specific. Gene Ontology annotation, cellular component: chloroplast. Gene Ontology annotation, biological process: thylakoid membrane organization; plastid translation; chloroplast organization. NCBI's taxonomy places the organism in Eukaryota, Viridiplantae, Chlorophyta, Chlorophyceae, Sphaeropleales, Selenastraceae. The transcript is spliced from 9 exons.